CACUCUGUAACUGCACCUCCAUAGGUCUCACCGGCGGUACAAGUCGCCUGGCCCACCAUCGAAAUGAGGACCUCGAGGAUCUCGAAGGAGACCUCCAAGAUCAUCAAUGCCACAUCCGUCUCCACAACAUCUUGCAGAAGCACACGGUCCUCCCUCUCACGCUUUGCACAUGGCAAUUCUUCGAACAAGAACGAACAUUCGCCCGAACCGUUGCAAGAUACAACAGAUAUCGAAGAUGUUAUUCCUCCAUCACGAAAACGGAAACGAGACCCCACCCCACGAACGCCGAUCAAGCAGUCGCCACACAAGACCGUGACCGUCAAGACCGAAGUCGAGGACAGUGUAACAUUCUCGCCUUCCAAGGAACGCAAGGUCCGCAAACCAGCUCGACAGAUUAAGAAUGAAGAGACUGGCGAAGUCGAGAUCCAUCCUCCCAAUGACUGGGCGGAGGUCUACGCUGUUGUUAAGGAGAUGAGGACUACAGGAGCUGCACAAAAUGCUGCGGUAGACACAAUGGGCUGUGAGAGGUUGGCAGAGGAGAAGGCUAGCCCAAAAGUCAAGAGAUACCAUACGUUGACGGCCUUGAUGCUGUCCUCGCAGACAAAGGACACCACCAAUGCUGUCGCGAUGGGCAGGUUGCAGAAUGAACUGCCGGCAUACAAGGAAGGGGAACCUGUUGGGUUGAACCUGGAGAAUAUUUUGGCAGUGGAUCCGAAGCUCUUGAACGAGUUGAUCUGGGUGGUGGGCUUCCAUAAUAACAAGACGAAAUACAUCAAGGCCACUGCUGAGAUUCUAAGGGAUCAAUGGGACGGCGAUAUUCCGGAUUCUAUUGAAGGCUUGAUGUCUCUUCCUGGGGUCGGCCCGAAGAUGGCAUACCUGUGUAUGAGUACCGCUUGGGGAAGGACGGAGGGAAUAGGUGUCGAUGUGCAUGUACACCGAAUUACGAACCUGUGGGGAUGGCACAAGACGAAAGGACCAGAGGAAACAAGAUUGGCGUUACAGGCGUGGCUACCAAAGGAACUAUGGCACGAGAUAAACUGGUUAUUGGUAGGCUUUGGACAGACUGUUUGUCUUCCGGUUGGUCGGAAGUGUGGAGACUGCGAGUUGGGACUGGAGGGACUUUGCAAAUCUGCUGAGAGAAGCAAGGUCACUCUUGGGAGGAAGACAAAGGAGGAGAAGGUCAAGAAAGAUGAAGAAGGCAUUGUGAUAGAGAAAAGCGAGGUCAUCAAGGUCGAAGAGGUCGUCAACGACAUCCCAGUAAAUGCAGACUCGAAGGCAGAAGUCUUUGUGGAGGGAGUUCUGGAGUUGCUAGUUGAGGAAGGCUUGACGAAGGAGGAAGAAAAGAUGACAUUGGAUGACAUUGCCAACGCCCCUGGACAACUGGAGAAGUCUUCAAAGCGUAAAAGCAAAAGAUGAUGGUUUGGCCAUCGUAUAUCAGGCAUAUUGUAAUAUUAAUGUUGGUUGGUUGUUCUCUGUAUGUACAGUACCUUCUUCCUUGGCACAAUUUCAAGCUUUCACUUUCUCCAACUGAAAGUAUUCAG
Molecule: messenger RNA, 1541 nt
Organism: Hyaloscypha bicolor E
Lineage: Eukaryota; Fungi; Ascomycota; Leotiomycetes; Helotiales; Hyaloscyphaceae
Product: DNA glycosylase
Exons: 1
Coding region: 64-1416 (450 amino acids)
Biological process (GO): base-excision repair; base-excision repair, AP site formation; nucleotide-excision repair
Cellular component (GO): nucleus
Molecular function (GO): DNA-(apurinic or apyrimidinic site) endonuclease activity; DNA binding; oxidized pyrimidine nucleobase lesion DNA N-glycosylase activity
Source: RefSeq, a predicted model, not a curated record